Molecule: messenger RNA, 3221 nt
Organism: Colias croceus (clouded yellow)
Lineage: Eukaryota; Metazoa; Arthropoda; Insecta; Lepidoptera; Pieridae
Product: sarcalumenin
Exons: 11
Coding region: 209-2743 (844 amino acids)
Molecular function (GO): GTP binding
Source: RefSeq, a predicted model, not a curated record
CCCAUUCGACCAGCGAUGCUGUGCUGUCUCCGGAAAUAGAGUACGUCCGACGUAACCGAGUGCACAGACGCGAUUUUCUCGACGUUACCCACAUGACGGCCAUUUAAUUGCGUGUAGAUGUGUUUUGUGUCCGUACAACGACGGAUCGGGUGCGCGAGUGUGAGUGCAAAUGACUAAAUAGCCUGGAUAACCAGGCUUAACAUUAAACAUGUGGACCAAGAGGUUAAAGUUAUGGAGGUAUUUGUUGUGCAUGUUGUUUGCCGUGUCGACGCUCGCGCUCGCUGCGAGAGCCGAUGACGACGUACCUUUAGAAUCACAAUGCCGUCCGUACAUCGAGAAAGCUCUUAAAGAGCUAGAGUCAGGAGAUACAGAACCAGAUACAGAAGAAAAACAAGAUUCUAGUGAAAUAAGUAUAGAUAAUGACACAAAAGAAGACAUUUCAACGGAAGAUGGAGCUGCUUUACCAGACGAUGAUAGUAAAGAGCAAGCUGACAGUCAAGAAGUAGAAGAUGCUCCAUCUGUAGAAGUAGCUGAUGAGCCGUACAUGUCUCAAGUCUCUUACGAAGACGAACAAGAAGUCUCAGCCGACAACGAAUCGAAAGAAGAUAAUAAAGGGGAGGAGAAUGAAACUGGAGAAGAGAGCGCCGAACAAACAGCAGAUGAAGGUGGAGACAGCAAAGAAACAGCAUCUGCUGAUGAGCAAGAAGACGAAAAAGAUAGUGGUGAGGAAAUAGGACAAGCCGAAACACAGGAAGAAAGUACUGAACAAUCACAAGAAGAAGCUCCUGAAGACGAUGGCAGUAAAGAGGAUACCCAAGAAGAUACUCAGGACGAUACACAAGAUAGUAAAGAAGGAGAGGAAGACAGCAAAGAGGAAGCUGGAUUAGAAGAAGAAAGUAAGGAAGGCGCAGAAAGUGAAGAAGCUGAAACGGCAUCUUUAGAAGAGGAAGGAAAAGCGGAAGAAUCCGAGGAAGCAUCACAAGAAGAACCAGCUGCUGAACAGGAAGUUGAAGAAGGCGAUGAUAGUAAAGAAACAAAAUCAGAAGAAGAAGAUGGAUCUCAAGAAAAGCCUGAAACAGAUGAAACAGUAGAAGAAAGCCAGGAGGUGGCUGAGGAAUCUCAAGAAGAAGGAGACAAAUCUCAAGAAGAAGGUGACAAAUCUCAAGAAGAAGGUGACAAAUCUCAAGAAGAAGAAGACAAAUCUAAAGAAGAAGAAGGUGAAUCCGUGGAACAAAAAGAAGAAUCUCAAGAAAAGGAUGUCUCAGCAGAACAAGGUGAAGAAGAUGUAGCAGAGAAAAGCGAAGAAACUGACGCUGCGGAAGGUGAAACUGAAGGUGGUGAAGAAGGACAAGAGCCAUCUGAAGAAGCUGCUUCGGAAGAGGAGGCUGAAGGCGCUCCUGAGGAAGAUUUGUUACUGACUGGUGAAAUUCCCGAAAACUUAAGAAGCCGAGACCAUAUCAUCCAAAUAUUGCGUUUGGACGAGGAAGCAAGUGAAUCAGAACUUAUCAUCGAGAAAUCAGCUGAUAUCGUUCUUCGAGAUUUGAAGAGGGUCUAUGAGAAUUCCAUAAAACCUUUAGAGGGACUUUAUAAGUAUAGAGACUUGAGCAACAGGCACUUUGGCGACCCCGAAAUAUUCUCUAAACCUCUAGUCUUAUUUAUGGGACCUUGGAGUGGCGGAAAGUCGAGUAUUUUGAAUUACCUUACAGGAUUGGAAUUUACCGAGUGGUCACUAAGAACAGGCGCAGAACCGUCUCCAGCAUACUUCAAUAUUUUGAUGCACGGUAAAGAUCCAGAAGUAUUGGACGGCACGCAAUUAGCCGCUGACUGGACUUUCUCAGGGCUGCAGAAAUUCGGACAAGGAUUAGAAGAACGUUUAAGAGGAUUGAAAUACCCCAGUAAAUUAUUAGAAAAGGUCAAUAUUGUGGAAAUUCCUGGAAUACUGGAAGUACGGAAACAAGUUUCCCGUGUCUUCCCAUUCAAUGACGCUUGUCAGUGGUUCAUUGACCGUGCCGAUAUUAUAUUCCUUGUUUACGACCCAUCCAAACUUGAUGUUGGACCUGAAACUGAGGCUAUUCUCGACCAACUGAAGGGCAGGGAAUCUCAGACACGCAUCGUCCUCAACAAAGCGGAUAGCGUGAAGCCAGAAGAGCUGAUGCGGGUACAGAGCGCUCUGAUCUGGAACAUUUCGCCCCUCAUGAGCUCCCCCCAACCGCCAGUAAUGUACACAGUGUCUCUGUGGUCGAUACCGUUUGAGGCGACCGCUCCGGUGCGCUUGCUGCAGGCCCAAGAGCGGGAGCUCUUGAGGGACCUGAGGCAAGCUGUGGAUAAGCGCAUUGAGAAUAAGAUCGCGAGCGCUAGACGAUUUGCGGUGCGCGUGAGGAAUCACGCAAAGAUGGUCGACUGCUAUCUCACAACAUAUUACAACCACAAGACCAUUUUCGGCAACCGGAAACUCAUCGCUGAUGCUAUUAUUGAAAAUCCUCAGAACUAUCACAUCUACGAGGGUCUCAGCACACUUACUAACAUUUCUAGGUAUGACCUCCCCGACCCCGAGACGUACCGGGACUUCUUCCGGCUGAACCCGCUGUACGAAUUCCAGCAGUUGUCAGCCACGUGCACGUACUUCCGCGGCUGCCCCAUCAACAAGCUGGACGUCGCCAUCGCCUACGACCUGCCCGAGCUCGUCGGCAAGUACAAGAAGAUGGUGGAGACCGCCACGCCCCAGGGCAUGCCCAAGAGUUGAACACCCCGCGACCGCACCCGCUUCUCAUUCUAGCGAAUGGAACGACCCACCUUUUGGGCACAUUUUGCAUUUCUCUCACCAAUUCGGCGACGAUCAAUUUUUUUUUAAAUCGCAUUUCGAUUUACAUCCAUUCGUUGUUAAUGUUUAUUUGCUUCAAUACUCGCUUGUUCAUACUCUCGACGUGAAUGAUGUGACGUGAAUUUGUGUUUUUCAUUUUGAUUUCGUAGUACCUUUAGCGAACGGACACUUCCAAUAUCCUCAUUAACACCUCACUUCUAUUCGUGGCGGAACGUAAUUUUUUAUUAAUCUAGUCAUUAUUAUAAAGUUUGUUAGUGAAAUAUAAAUACUUUUAUUUAUUGAAUUGAAAUGCACUAUAGUUAAAAUCCACUCGCAUAUUAAUUAUAGUGCGGUCUCUACCCAUGUCUUUGUUAGAAUAAGACUUGACUAUUAAGUAAUAAAUAAAAAUACAGGAAAAUAA